UUUACAUAUUUUUACUAACUAAUAAAUUUAGAAAAAAACUCCAAAAAAACAGUCUCAUUCUCUAUAACAAAUAUAGUAUCAAAUGGCUGAUAUCGAUCACCUUACAAUUUUUUCAAAAAUAGAAAUACAAAAAAAAAUUGUUAGGCUUGAAUUGUAUGUAUGGCAUGAGAAGUAAGCGUGGCGAAUUAAGGGGUUGUUUGGAUGCGUAUUCUGUGCCAUUCCCUUAAGCGUGGCGAAUUAAGGGAUUUGUUUGUGUUUGUUUGGAAGUUUGGUUUUUGAGUUAUGAUUUGAAUAGUAAGAAUUUUGAAUUUGAAUAGUUAUAUGAUGUGAUAUAAAUAUGUGAUGUUUUGAAUGUAAAAAUAAAAAAUAAGUAUUUGAUUUGAUAUUUUUGGGGAAAAAAUGAGAUGAAUAAUGUAAAUCCAAUCCAAUUAAAACAUAAAAAUAUACUCCCCCAUUGUAAAAAAAAAAAGGAAAAAAAAUGCUUAUUUGAACAGCUACACAGAUUUAAAAGAAAAAAUAAAUAAAUAGAAAUUUUUUUAAGAUAAAAAAAAUAAAAAUUGAAAAAAGAUGAUAUUUUUUAUUGAAAAUAAAUUUAGAUGAUAAUAACAAAAGAAAAGUAAAAAUAAUAAUUUUUUAAGUGUGAAAAAAUAUUUUACUAUAUACUCCCUCUGUUCAAAAGAAUUUGUCGGUAUAAAGUAGAAUAUAAAUGACUAAAUUAUCCUUGCUUUAUGAAUGAUUGAAAAAGCAGAUUAAAUUGAUAAUUAUAACAUGUUUGUGUAAAUAUUGUGAAAAAAUAAGAAUAAUUUUGUUGUAUAAUGAAAAUCACAAUUACUAAAAAAAAAUAAUAUUAGAACAAAUAAAAAUAAGAAAAAAAAAAACAACUCUUUUUGAACGGCCGAAGUAUUACAUAACAUGAAAAGAGAAUUUAAAUCACAAAUAAACACACCUAGAACACUUAUAUCAAGAAAUCACCAUCUUUCUAUUGCCUUGGGGAUUCCUAUUUAUUAGCCAAUUAUCCAUGCAUGCAUCUCUUCUCUCUCUUCUCUUUCCAUUUCUCUCUCAUAUAUAUAUAUAUAUAUAUAUACAUAUGUGUAUUACAAAUAAAAAAAUGGAGCAAAAAGAGGGUCAUAUCUUAGUAAUAUCUUGUCCUCUACUUGGCCAUGUCUCCCCUCUCCUCAAGCUCUCACAAAAAAUCACCAAGUUAGGGGCCAAGGUCACAUUUCUCACCACGAAGGCCGUGCAUGCAAGAAUAGUCGGGCCGACCAACGAUCAUAAUGAGGGGAUUCGGAUCAUUUCAAUCCCAAAUUGCGUAGAGCAUAACGACGAUUGGAAAGACCAAGAGAGGGAGUUUGCGGGCAUCCAAAGAGCAUUGCCCGGUUUCUUGGAAGAUUUGUUGAGUAAGAGCGAUGGUAAGAUCGAUGGAGUGAUAGUUGAUUCACCUCUAGCUUCGGUGUCUCAAAUCGUGAAGAGGUUUGGAGUUAAGGUUGCUAUGUUUUGGGUUAGUUCCGCGGGGAGUUUGGCUUUAGGGCUCAAGAUUCCUCAUCUUAUGGAGUCGAAAGUCAUUGAUAGCGACGGUACUCCAUUGAAGAACGACGCCAUUCCAUUGUUGCCGAACAUGCCGGCCAUGGCAAUGUCCGACCUCAUAUGGCAUUUCCCACACGACAAAAACAUGCAAAAUGCAAUAUUCCAUGCCACCAAGGACAUUGCAAAUCACUUACAAGAUGUAGAUUGGAUUUUGUGCAAUUUUUUCCAAGAACUCGAACCAUCUUUAUCCACCCUGCCAUUGAACACCCUACCAGUUGGUCCAUUUCUUUCUAAUGAAGAAUCAUACGGAAGUCUUUUGUCCGAAGACUCUUCUUGUCUAAAAUGGCUCGACAAACAACCCAAUGAUUCAGUCAUAUAUAUUGCCUUUGGUAGCACUUCGAGGUUCAACCAAACCCAACUCGAUGAGCUGGCACUAGGGCUUGAGCUGACCGGCCGGCCCUUCUUGUGGGCCGCACUGACCGGCAGCGGGACCGGAAAACCGCCCCUUGCUUUUACUAAGGCGUAUACAGAGCGUGUGGCGGGUCGGGCGAAAAUUGUCGGGUGGGCCCCGCAAGAGGCGGUGUUGGCCCACCCGGCGGUCAGGUGCUUCUUAUCGCAUUGUGGGUGGAAUUCGGUUAUCGAGGGUUUGAGCGCGGGCGUGCCGUUGCUCUGCUGGCCGUAUUUUGCGGAUCAAUUGUAUGCGAGGACCUGUAUAUGCGACAAAUGGCGGGUUGGGAUACGGUUGUCGCCGGAUGACGGCGGCGGCGGGCCGGCCGUUAUUUCGAGAUUUGAAGUGGAGAAAAAGGUGGAAGAGGUUAUGUGUGAUAAUGUAGUAAGAAAAAAUGCAUUGAGAAUGAAGGAAAUGGCGGGAAAGAGUGGUACUAAUGGAGGGUCUUCUUUGAAUAAUUUAAAGUAUUUAGUCGAACAAAUGAUACGUUAAGGGUUUGUUUCUUUAGAGGGUCAGAGGUCAAUUUGAAUUUGAGUUUGGUUUUUAUUUAAAUUUUGUUGUUUCUUUUGUGUUUGGAUUUGGGGAGUUUUGAUGUGUAGUAAUUUG
Messenger RNA from Andrographis paniculata, 2578 nucleotides. RefSeq names its product UDP-glycosyltransferase 83A1-like. Gene Ontology annotation, molecular function: UDP-glycosyltransferase activity. The transcript has 2 exons. Bases 1019 to 2464 code for a protein of 481 amino acids. The record is from RefSeq and is a predicted model, not a curated record. Lineage: Eukaryota; Viridiplantae; Streptophyta; Magnoliopsida; Lamiales; Acanthaceae.